AUGAACUAUUCCUUCUUAUUGUGGCUUUCAGUGACUAUGUCAUCGGCAGUCACCGGGUCGUCAAUGAGUCGGGCCAGCACGGCUCUGGAAACAAAGGCGAUGCAGGCUCCAGAAUCUCCGAGUCUCGAUGCGUUGUCUGUUUCGAGUGUUGCAGAGAUGAGUCGCAGCCAAAUGGCUUUGUCUCCAGCCAUUUCAUCUGUGUCAUGGGAUGAUGAUGGUGGAGACCUGGCCCCUUUUGGUUCGAUCAGGCAAAAAUGCUGCCAGGCGAAGCGCACCAUCACCCCUGUGAGAAUCACUCAGUCCACUAAUUACGCUUCGGGCAACGGGACAAACGGCAGUAGUGCCUCCAGAACACAGACCGGGACAAGCACCGGCGGUGCGGCCAGGGCGCACUUUGCCGUGGGAGCUUUGGGAUUGCUUGCCAUUUGUAUAGUUUAG
Metschnikowia bicuspidata var. bicuspidata NRRL YB-4993 is the source of this 438-nucleotide messenger RNA. RefSeq lists its product as uncharacterized. The transcript has a single exon. The record is from RefSeq and is a predicted model, not a curated record. Bases 1 to 438 code for a protein of 145 amino acids. Lineage: Eukaryota; Fungi; Ascomycota; Pichiomycetes; Serinales; Metschnikowiaceae.